Messenger RNA from Rhea pennata, 1020 nucleotides. It is a transcript of the gene RAB42, whose product is annotated as RAB42, member RAS oncogene family. Lineage: Eukaryota; Metazoa; Chordata; Aves; Rheiformes; Rheidae. Gene Ontology annotation, biological process: vesicle-mediated transport. Gene Ontology annotation, molecular function: GTPase activity; GTP binding. The record is from RefSeq and is a predicted model, not a curated record. The transcript has 2 exons. Gene Ontology annotation, cellular component: Golgi apparatus. Bases 220 to 879 code for a protein of 219 amino acids.
GGCUGCUUGCGGAGCAACUCUGACGGGGCUGGAGCCGGCGCUACUCAGCGCCUCUCCCCGCUUUUGCAGGUUCGGGUCUCCGCGGGGGUCAAUCUGCGAGGUCAGAGCAGGCUGGGACAGGUUCCCCGGCCACGGGAAGACGCCGCGGGGUGGGGAUGAGGGUGGAGACUUGACCAGCAAGGCGAAGCCCGGGCCGGGAUCACAAUCCCGGCCGCCGGCAUGGACACGGCACCCGAGCCCGACGGGCACUACCAGUACCGCGUGCUGGUGCUGGGGGACGCGGCGGUGGGCAAGUCGUCGCUGCUGCGCUGCUACGCCGAGGGCCCGGGGGCGGCGGGGGGGCCCGCGCCCUGCCCCACUGUCGGCGUGGAUUUCUACAGCCGCACGGUGCGGCUGCCGCCGGCCGGCCGGGCCAAGCUGCAGCUCUGGGACACGGCGGGCCAGGAGCGCUUCAGGUCCAUCACCAGGUCCUUCUACCGGAGCGCGGCCGGCGCGCUGCUGGUCUUCGACGUCACCAACCGCGCGUCCUUCGAGCACGUCACCGAGUGGUACCACGAGGCGGCGGGCGGCCGGGCCGCCGGCAAGGUGGCCUUCGUCCUGGUGGGCCACAAGUGCGACCUGGCGGGCGAGCGCGCGGUGUCGGCCGAGGAGGCCGGGCGGCUCGCCGCCUCGCUGGGCAUGGCCUUCGUGGAGACCUCCGCCAGGAGCAACCUCAACGUGGAGCUGGCCUUCGAGACGGUGGCCGGCCGCAUCCACGAGGCGCUGCGGCGCGGGGCGCUCGCCCCCCACGACGCCUCGGACGGCGUCAAGCUCAUCCCCGGCGAGAGCCGCGGCCGCCCGCCGCAGCAGCGGGAGCCCCGGCGCCGGUGCCGGUGCUGACAGCGGCGCUGGGCUGGCCGGGCUGGGACCCGCCAGCAGCUGGGACGCUGAGGGGGUGAGGGAGCAGCACCCCCAUCCCCAGCGCCACCCGCCAGUGCGGCUCCAUCGGGGCUCCGAGCCUUAAUUUGGGGGCUGUGGAAA